AUGCCGGUCGCAUUCCUCCGCAACUUAUGCGCCCAGUGGUUUCCACCAGCUGCCGCCACCUUUACUGAAGCCGAGGUACCCUCCCAGCAAGGACGUGUGUUCAUUGUCACUGGGGGAAAUUCUGGUGUUGGUUUCGAGCUAUGCAAGAUACUUUAUGGCACAGAUCCAAGGCAAGUCCAAGCUCGAUCGGGCUCCGCUGCUGGUGCUGUGGGGCCAAAUCUCCCUGAGCGCCAACUAAUUCCAUCACAGGAGAAAGCUGAGGCUGCAAUUCAAGCCAUUGUUGAAGAGUUACAAUCCUCGGAAACGCCCGGUCAAUUGAAAUUCCUUCAGUUUGAUCUCAACGACCUAGAAUCAGUCAAAGCAGCCGCAGCAGCCUUUUCGCAACAAGAAUCAAAACUUGAUGUCCUAUGGAAUAAUGCCGGGACAGGCGCUAAUCUUGUUGAAGUGGGCGCGAAGACCAACCAAGGAUUCGAAGCUAUGAUCGGUAUGCAUUGCAUUGCACCACUUUUGUUCACUGAGCUCUUGCGUCCAAAACUUCAAGCUGCGGUCGCAUCAGGCAGUCCCGGCUCAACACGAGUGAUCUGGACAUCCAGCUUUUUAGCAGAGGGAGCCACGCCUACCAAUGGAAUCGAGUUCGACAAGCUUGAAAACGGAACAAAGGAUCGGACACGCAACUAUGCCGUAUCCAAGGCUGGCAACUGGUUUCUGGGACGUGAAUAUGCCGAACGGAGAGGUGGCGAUGGAACGGUGAGCGUUGUGCAAAAUCCUGGCAAUCUCAAUUCCGGGACUUAUGGAGGCACACCGAAGUUUCAGAUGAUGUUUGUCAAUCCUUUUCUUCAUGAGAUCAAGCUUGGAGCUUAUACUGGGCUUUAUGCUGGUUUGUCACCGGAUAUCUCCCAGGAGCACAAUGGUGCGUAUGUUAUUCCCUGGGGUCGCAUCAGACCAGACGAGAGCAGUCCUCGGAAAGAUAUCAUCAAUGCUUUAACUGCGUCUGAGAAGGGGGGGUUAGGUUACAGCAAGAAAUUUUGGGAUUGGUGCGAAGAGCAAUGGAAACCAUUUUGCCAGUGA
This is a messenger RNA of Penicillium angulare, 1068 nucleotides long. Its product is annotated as Short-chain dehydrogenase/reductase SDR. Lineage: Eukaryota; Fungi; Ascomycota; Eurotiomycetes; Eurotiales; Aspergillaceae. The record is from RefSeq and is a predicted model, not a curated record. The transcript is spliced from 2 exons. Bases 1 to 1068 code for a protein of 355 amino acids.